Molecule: messenger RNA, 2709 nt
Organism: Dictyostelium discoideum AX4
Lineage: Eukaryota; Evosea; Eumycetozoa; Dictyosteliales; Dictyosteliaceae
Gene: tgrB1
Product: IPT/TIG domain-containing protein
Exons: 3
Coding region: 1-2709 (902 amino acids)
Cellular component (GO): plasma membrane
Source: RefSeq, a predicted model, not a curated record
AUGAAAGUAAUAUAUAUUUAUUUGUUAUUAUUAUUAGUUUGUAAAUUUUUAUUUGUUAAAUCAAGUUGCUCUUUAAAAGUUGGAAAAAUAGAAUGUACAAAAGAAUUAGAAACGUUUUUAUUAUAUAAUGAAACAGUUGUCAAUGUAAAAAUGGAUACAAAUGGAGUAAAAUAUUAUUUUAAUGCACUCGAGUUUCCUUACAAGAAUCUGUUAUGCGAUUUAAAUAUUGAUAUUAAAUUCACACCAGAAAUCCCAUCAUUCCCAAAUAUACCUACAACAGGUGGAGACUUCGGGUUCACCUUCAACUUUCCUUGCGACUAUAGGCGAAGAGUCAAACGAAUAGAAAUAGAAAGAACUAUAUUAUCUCUCAGUUUUGAUACAAGCAAAAAUCAGUUCGUUACUUACUUGAAUCCAGGGUGUGGUCCUUUCAAUAUUAGUAGUAGUGGGAUUCAGAUUUUGAGUACAACUUAUGAAACUGGUGCCAUACCCAAUGUACCAAUUCUCGAUGAUGAUAAAGGUAUUUUAACUAUUCAAGGUAGUAAUCUCUACAAUACAUCAAUUAAAAUUUAUUCAAAUAACAUUCUUAAAGACACCAACCCUAGUGGUGCACUAGAUGCUUCCCAUUCUUCUGUCACAUUCUCCGCUGAAGAAUUUUUAACCCCAAAUAAUUGGACAAUUGAAGUCUCAAUAUGUGGCUCAUUUUAUAAGAGCUAUUCCUUCCCAUAUUUUCCAAAGCUCGAUAAAAUGGAGGGGGUACUUAAUGAUAAUGGUGGUAAUAUGGUAUUUACUGGAAAGCAUUUAAGACCAAAACACAAUGUUACUGGUACUUUUGGUAAUAAAACUAUUGAGUGUCUCACAUCCAAUUCUUCAAAAAGCAUAACAUGUACCAUUCCAAGUCGUAAAAACUAUGGUUUUCUUGGUUAUGAUAUUCCUGUAACAAUUACUAUUGACGGUGAAUAUAAAUCAAAUACAAUUAAAAUAUCUUAUGAUCUUCCAUUGAUUCAAAGUGUUUCACAAAGGGGUAAUUCACAGAUUUUCGAUGUGACCGGUGUGUAUUUUUCUGGUGUUAAGAAUAUGACUGUAAUUACUGGUAAAAACAUGAAAACUGAUAUUAUCCAAAAGAAAACUGCAACAUUGGAAGAACCUGGAUUUUUUAUUGAAAGUAAUUAUACCAUUUUUAUAUUCCUACCAAAUAAUACUCAACCUGGUUUUAUGAACCUUGUUGUUGGUGACGGUGGUAGUGAAACAUUUACAUCUCCAAGAUAUAAUUUCAAGAUCACUCCAACUAUUACUGCUGGCCAAACCUUCAACUCAACUACAAGUGGUAAUGAUUUAGAAAUUAAAGGCAUCUUUAUGAGAACUGUUGAUUCUGAUGGUAGAGAUGUUCCACUAACAGUCAAUAGUGGGUCUGGUGGUCUUGUUUGCAAUCCAUUAAAAGAUGGUGAUGGUUUAUUAUUCACCUGUGUUCUAGGACCUGGUUUCGGUUCAAGCCAUACAAUGAACGUUUACUAUAAUCUUAUACCCAUUGGAUCAUUUACCGUUAGCUACAAUCCUCCAUACCUUGGCACAAGUGAACAAGAAAAAGAUGGGACCAUUAAAAUGAAUGGUAAGGACUUAGGGGAAUCUGUUAAGGAUUCAAUUAUGACCGUUGUUUAUUCUGAUGGUAAUACAGUAAAUGGAACCGUAAUUAAAAGUAGUCAUACUUCUCUUAUAUUUAGGUAUCCUAUAGGCAAUAGAAACACUGCAAGCUAUAUAUUCCAACUUGGUGAUCAAAAGAGUAAUAAGGCAGGUCCAUUCACUUUGAAACCUAUUAUUGAAAACACUGAUCCUGCUGUACCAUGUGGCGGUGGAGUGGUUACUAUCAAUGGUCAUUACUUUUUUAACUAUACCAAAGAUACCACAACUAUUACCAUUGGUAAAGUACCAUGUAAUAUUUCUUCAAUUAGUGAAACAACCAUUGAAUGUGUAAUUGUACCAAAUCUUAGAUCUCUUUCUCCAUACUACACAUCUGGCACUAAACCAUUAGUAAUCAGUAGCUCAAAUCCUGGUACUGAAAAGGUCUACCAAUUGACACCUGCAGGUCUAAACUAUAAGUUUGCACCACCAACCAUUACAAAUACAUCUGCAAUUGAUCAAACCGCUUUAAUUACUAUAUAUGGUACAUCAUUUGGUGAUGCAAAUCUUGAAAUUCUAAUCAAUGAUAAACCAUGUACACAACCUGAAAUUAACAUUCACACCUAUUCUAGUUUAACCUGUAAUGUAACCAACUAUGAUGAAAUGAAAAUAUAUAACUACUCUAAUACUAAAUUCAAUAUUAGUAUCUCUGUUGAUGGUCAGUACUUUAUUGCUGAUAUUUUCCAAUUUAAAUAUGAAUCAGGAAUUAUUUAUAGUGAAAACAAAUCAACAGGAUUUCCAAAUGAGAUGUAUCUCGGUUUUGUUGUUUUUGUAAUAUUUAUAGCAUUAAUUUCAUUUGCCGCUAAAAAUCAGAUUGAAAAAUAUUUUGAAGAGAGAAAAUCCAGAAAAGCAUUUAGAUCACUUGAUAAUUUACGUCUAAAACUUCGUCAGAAACAUGCUACUGAAAUCGCCAAACAUUACACAUUUGGUGAACAAAGUGCUCCAAAGCCAGAUAAAAGUACCUUCUAUGAUAUAAGAAAGAAAUUAUCUAGACUUCCACUCAUCAGACGUUGUUUCAAAGAACAUACUGAUUAA